This is a messenger RNA of Carcharodon carcharias (great white shark), 1647 nucleotides long. RefSeq names its product monocarboxylate transporter 14-like. The record is from RefSeq and is a predicted model, not a curated record. Lineage: Eukaryota; Metazoa; Chordata; Chondrichthyes; Lamniformes; Lamnidae. Gene Ontology annotation, molecular function: monocarboxylic acid transmembrane transporter activity. Bases 1 to 1647 code for a protein of 548 amino acids. The transcript has 5 exons. Gene Ontology annotation, biological process: transmembrane transport; monocarboxylic acid transport.
AUGGCAACUGGAGGUGGAAACAUUGAAUACCAGUCAGAAGAUAGUGCUAGACCCAGAAGUGAAAAGCAAAUAACAAAUCCAAACACAGACAGGGGUUGGGCCUGGAUGGUGGUUCUGGCAUCUUUCAUCAUGCACGUACUUGUUAUGGGAUCACAGAUGGCCCUGGGGAUACUUUAUGUUGAAUGGCUUGAGGAGUUUAAUCAAAGUCGUGGAUUGACAUCAUGGAUUGGAUCCUUGGCAAUGGGCAUAUCACUUAUUGUUGGUCCAUUUGUGAGUUUUUUUGUGGAUGCAUGUGGAUGUCGCACAACAGCAGUAAUUGGAGGGAUAAUAACCACACUGGGCUGGGCACUGAGUGCAUAUGCAACAAGUGUUUACUAUCUCUUUAUUUCAUUCGGAGUAGUGACUGGGAUUGGCAACGGUUUGGCAUACCUGCCGAACAUAGUCAUGGUGGGACAAUAUUUUCAAAAGCGACGAGCACUGGCACAGGGAAUAAGCACAACUGGCACUGGGUUCGGAGCUUUCCUUGUAACCAUUUUACUUAAAACCCUCUCUGCUGAGUUUGGAUGGAGAGGUACAAUGUUGAUUCAUGGAGCAGUAAAUUUAAACCUGUGUGUCUGUGGUGCUCUAUUAAGACCACUUUCAUCCAACAAAGGAAUUGUACCAGAGAUACGUGAUAUGCAGAACUGGAACAGGAAGCCUCCUGAGAGUGAUCACACAGCGCUUGCAAGUGACAACCAAAAUGCUGAAACAAGGAAGACUGAUAACAAUGCAGAGGGCUGUAAAGAAAAUACAAACAGAGACUGUGUGACAACCGCAUCAGAAACUAAAUGGAAAUAUAAAGACACUAAAGACAUAAUCUUUAAGGACAUGAAUACGUUAAGCCUCUUUAAAACACUUAGCCAGUGUGCAAACUCUGUGAGGCUAGGAUUUCACUUUUGGUAUUCAAGCUACUUCGGAGGUGAAUCCCUGUUCCAAAAUAAGGUUUUUGUAGCGUUCAUUUUCUGGGCUUUAUUUGCUUACUGUAGUUUUGUUAUACCCUUUAUUUAUCUGCCAGAGAUUGUAAAACAGUAUGGUUUAUCCUCAGAAAAUGACAAGCUUCCUCUAACCUCAAUCAUUGCUAUAUUCCAUAUUUUUGGAAAAGUGAUCCUGGGUAUAAUCUGCGACUUCCCAUUUGUCAGUGCCUGGAAUGUAUUACUCUUGUCUAACUUUUGUCUUGGCAUCUGCAUUUUGAUAAUUCCACUCAUGCACACAUUUAUUGAUCUGGCCAUUGUAUGUGCAUUGAUUGGAUUUUCCAGUGGGUAUUUUUCAGUCAUGCCCUGUGUAACUGAAGAUUUGGUGGGACUAAGCAAUCUUGCCAAUGCUUAUGGUAUCAUCAUCUGCGCUAAUGGAGUAUCUGCAUUGCUGGGACCCCCGUUUGCAGGCUGGAUUUUUGAUUUGACAAACAAAUAUGACUUCUCGUUUUAUGUAUGUGGUCUCCUCUACAUGUUUGGAGUAUCCUGCCUGUUGAUGAAACAUUUUGUCCAGAUAAAGGAAAGCACUGAAAAGAAAAAUUAUGCAAAUUCAGAAGCUGACACACCUGUGACAAAAGGUUCUAAUAAAAUACUCCCAUUGUACAAAAAAUCUCAUAUGUCAAGUCUUGGACAGUAG